UUGGAAAUCUUCUCGAGUCGAUUCCAAUUAGGACGACGACGGCAGAGGUUGUGCAGCACCCCCCCCCCCCAACACGAGCGUAUGUGAGCCGACAACAACUCCCAAGGAUGCAGGCAGACGAAAUGGAGAGCUCCAUGGAGUCCCCCAAUCUGGAGUUUGAGUACGGGGACAUGGACAUGCUGCCAGCGGAGCUAUCAGAGCUCUACAGCUACACAGAGGAGCCGGAGUUCGCCCUCAACAAGGACUACUUUGAGGAGGACUUCAAGAGUCAAGUGCGUGGGCGGAGGUGGGUGGAGCUGAGCGUGGAGGAGCAGCGAGCCUACGUGAUGAGGCUGCUGGACGCCCUGGAGGUGACCGACCGCGACAAGAGGCUGAAGGUGGCCCGCGCCAUCCUCUACCUGGCCCAGGGUGUGUACGACGAGUGCGACUCAGACGUGGACGUCCUCUACUGGGCCAGACACAACGUCUUCCUGCUCUACCACAUGGGCGUGUUCACCGCUCUGCUGGAACUCCUCAACAUGGAGAUAGAUAACAGCCAGGCGUGCAGCAGUGCGGUGCGGAAACCUGCCAUCUCCCUCGCUGACAGCACAGAACUCCGUGUGUUGCUGAGCAUCAUGUAUCUGAUGGUGGAGAACAUUCGCGUUCAGACGGAGGACGACAGACCUGAGUGGAUCGCCGCCAGGGAGACCUUCAGGAUUGAGCUAGCCGCUCCCAUGUGCAGCGGGGAGCCCUUUGCUCUGCUCCUCUUCACCAUGGUUACCAAGUUCUGCAGCAUGAACGCCCCGCACUUCCCCAUGAAGAAGGUUCUGCUGCUGCUCUGGAAGACUGUUCUGUUCACCCUGGGGGGCUUCGAGGAGCUCCAGGCCAUGAAGGUGCGUGGCCGGGAGCGCCUGCAGCUGCCCCCGCUGCCGGAGGACAGCAUCCGGGUGGUCCGCGCCAUGCGGGCGGCCUCCCCCCCCGCCUCGGCCAUGGAGCUCAUCGAGCAGCAGCAGCAGCAGAAGAGGGGCCGGCGCAGCCGCAGGAGUGCCUUUGUUGAUAGCUUGGAAGGCGACAGUCCCUUUGCCAAGAAGCAGCCCCUGGUGAAGCAGGACAGCCUGGACACCUACAACGAGCGGGACCCCUUCAAGAACGAGGAGGCCCGCGACGAAGACGAGGACCCCGAGGACUCGGACAGCGGCAUCGAGGGCGAGGUGGACCCCCUGGACCGCGACGUCAUCAUCCAGCCCCCGCCCCCCCCGCCGCCGCUGCGCCCCCCCACCGAGAGGCUCAACUUCCCCAAGGGCCUGCCCUGGGCGCCCAAAGUCCGGGAGAAAGACAUCGAGCACUUCCUGGAGACCAGUCGUAACAAGUUCAUCGGCUUCACCUUGGGAAACGACAUCGACACGCUGGUGGGUUUGCCCCGGCCAAUCCACGAGAGCGUCAAGACUCUCAAACAGCAUAAGUACGUGUCCAUCGCUGAGGUGCAGAUAAAGAGGGAACAGGAGCUCCAGAAGUGCCCAAUGACACUGGGGGAGGAGGAGGUGGAGGAGACCCCAGCUGAGAUCCUGUACCUGGGCAUGCUCCCCAACCUCUCCCAGUAUGUGAUCGCCCUGCUCAAGCUGCUACUGGCGGCCGCCCCCACCUCCAAGGCCAAGACGGACUCCAUCAACAUCCUGGCUGACGUGCUUCCCGAGGAGAUGCCCAUCACGGUCCUGCAGAGCAUGAAGCUGGGCAUCGAUGUGAACCGCCACAAGGAGAUCAUCGUGAAGGCCAUCUCCGCCCUGCUGAUCCUGCUGCUCAAACACUUCAAGCUCAACCACAUCUACCAGUUUGAGAUCGUCUCUCAGCACCUGGUGUUCGCCAACUGUAUCCCCCUCAUCCUCAAGUUCUUCAACCAGAACAUCAUGUCCUACAUCAGCGCUAAGAACAGUAUCUGUGUGCUGGACUUCCCCCACUGUGUAGUCCAUGAGCUGCCAGAGCUCACAGCAGAGAGCCUGGAAGCCGGAGACAACAACCAGUUCUGCUGGAGGAACCUGUUCUCGUGCAUCAACCUCCUCAGGAUCCUGAACAAGCUGACCAAGUGGAAGCACUCCAGGACCAUGAUGCUGGUGGUGUUCAAGUCGGCCCCCAUCCUGAAGAGGGCGCUGAAGGUGAAGCAGGCCAUGAUGCAGCUGUACGUGCUGAAGCUGCUGAAGAUCCAGACCAAGUACCUCGGCCGGCAGUGGAGGAAGAGCAACAUGAAGACCAUGUCGGCCAUCUACCAGAAGGUCCGCCACCGGCUCAACGACGACUGGGCCUACGGAAACGACAUCGACGCGCGGCCCUGGUACUUCCAGGUGGAGGAGUGUGACAUGCGUGAGAGCAUCGAGAAGUUCAACAGCCGGCGCUACGACCGCAGCCGCGGCGGGCCCGCCGGCGGGGAGUUCACGCCGGUGGACAACUGCCUGCAGAGCGUGCUGGGCCAGCGGGUGGAGCUGCCCGAGGACUUCCAGUACAGCUACGAGCUGUGGCUGGAGAGGGAGGUGUUCUCCCAGCCCAUCCAGUGGGAGGGCCUGCUGGAGAGGCCCUGAUGGUGGAGGAGAAGGAGGAGGAGGAGGGGAGAGGGAGGUCUAUUCCCAGCCCAUCCAGUGGGAGGGCCUGCUGGAGAGGCCCUGAUGGAGGAGCAGGAGGAGGUGGAGGUGGAGGAGGAGGAGGAGGGGAGAGGGAGGUCUAUUCCCAGCCCAUCCAGUGGGAGGGCCUGCUGGAGAGGUCGUGAUGGUGGAGGAGAAGGAGGAGCAGGAGGAGGAGGAGGAGGAGGAGGAGGAGGGGAGAGGGAGGUCUAUUCCCAGCCCAUUCAGUGGGAGUGCUGGCUGGAGAGGAGGAGGAAGAGGAAGGAGGUUUUGGUGGAGACAUAUGGGAGGGAGAAGGAAGCGGGAGAUUCUCUCCCAGUCCAUAGACUGGGAGAGUGUUGCUGAUGGUGGGGGAGGAGGGAUGGAGAAGGGGGUAAUGGGAGAGAGAGAAAGAUGUGGAGGGUAGGGGUUAUUUUGAGAGCAGGAGAAAGAUUUGGUGGGGCGGGGAGUGAAGAUGAUGGGUGCAGGCAUUCUCCCAGUACGAGAGAGGGAGAGGGAGAGAGAGCGAGAGAGGGAGAGGGAGAGAGACUUUUCCAUUUGCUGGAGAAACUGAAGGGGAGGGGGGGAGAGGUAAGUUUAAAGAGAGAGACACAACAUGAGGGAGAGGGAGUGGAUUCAGGUGAGAGAGAGUGUGGGGACCUACUGAACACACACCAAGUUGGAUAAAGCUUGUGCCGACGACUACUUUGAGAACAGGUUGACCAGCGAAGAACAGAAAUGUUGUAGCAGCUAAGGAUCUGCAACAGUUACACACAAUAAUAUAAUAUAUAAUAAUAACCGUAAUCACAAAAGUAAUUUUCUUAAACGUUGAAGCUGACUUCAAACGACACAUACUUCCUUCUUGAUAUGUAGUUGGGUUUAUUUGUAUAACUGUGUGCGUGUGUGCUUUAAAGCGGUUUGAUUAAGCUGUUCAGUUUUUUGUAUUUAUUGUCGUUUUUUUAUGACCGUUGAAUGGCGUCGUUUGUUUGUAAUGUGUUAUUUAUAUUCACUGCAGCCAUGGCAUUUUUUUGCUCCGAAUUCACUGAUGUGAAAGCUUUUCUUAAAUCUUUAUUAAAACAGGACUUCUUUGGGAACUCACCACUUAAGAUAGUUUUGAUAAACACAAAUAAGCUAAUAAUUGGACACCCAAUAGAUAUAUACUGUAUAUACCAUCAGUAAGUUUAUGUAUUUGAGGAUGAAUAGGUUAAAGGGGACCUAAACUACUCCUGAACAUAGGGGUAGGCUAGACAGAAUUCCUCCACCUUAUCAUAUUUUAUUUUGUACAUUACUAGCAUAAAACAAUAAUGUAUGUAUUCUAAUUCUGACAGCCUCGAUAGAGUUUAUUGUGUAAGCAUGGGACAUAAUUUUCAUGUUUUUGUAUAUGCAUAAAUAUAGAUUAUUGAUUUAUCUGCCCUGAAGUGAUUCUUGACUGAAAGAUGUCUGCUGGAAGGUACAGGAGUCUGUCUCGCCCCUUCCCCGGCCACUAUCUCGCUAUCCUGCUUACCGGUCGGCCUGGCAACGGCACGAUAACUUACCCAAGCUCCAAGUGGCCUUGGUGGGCAAUUAACCACCCCUCCCCCAAGCUGAGAAGAACACACUUUGUCAAACAAAAUGGUGCUGUUUGUGUUUUUAUGAAAUCUCUGAAAAGUCUUUACUGACUGAGAUUUUUACUCCUUUAAAAAACAACUCCAACCUACCUAAAUAAAGUGUUGAUGGUCAGAAUGGUUUUUCUCUAGUUUUCUAAUGAGUUUCUGGAAGUUUCGUCCACUGAAAUGCGUGAAUAAGCACAUACAAAAAGAUCUAUGGUUUCCGUUUUGUAUCCUUGCUAAAGUCUAUUUGGUAGUUUCUCUCGGCUUGUUGGAAGAUUUGUCAAAUUUGUUUUAUAGAAUGGUUAUUUCUACAUUGAAUAUUGACUUGAGCUUCUGUGUAUGAGCAAAAUGCAUGGCUGCAUUUUAAUCUGUUAUUUGGAAUAGCUGUUGAAUAUCACACUUUUACAUUUACGGUUUUGUGUCUAACAAUGGUUCCAGCACAAUAAUACAUUUUAUAUUUUUUUGCGUUUGAUGUGGAAUUAAGAGAAUUUUACCAGUGUCUGUUUCUCUCUGAAAGGCAAUAUCCUGGAAAAUAAUAAUAGAGAUAUUUUCUAGCUUCUCAGGUUAGCGGCGGUACGAUGAUAUAACGGUUUUUAAAAAGCUUCCUCGAUAUUCAAUAUCGGUUAUCCUUUCUCGUUGUAUACCUGGGAUCCACACACUCGUGUCCCUAGAUAACCGUUUGUUGGAUCAACUUCAGAUUGUAUUGUGUGAUACUCGCACAGGGUCAUAGAGACACUGGAUACCAUAUAUUGUCGAGUUUGUAGACUUAUACUUGUAAGUAUGUUACACCAACUUUAGUUUUUUUAAACGUGCCAAAUUUGAGUGCCAUAAUGGAUAGUUGUUUAUUUUUGUGUCUUUUAAAGUACAGCCUCCAGUAGGCAGUGUUCAUCAUGGAGGCCUUGUUCAAAGGCUGUUCACAUCAAACGAAUAUUUGUGUUUCGCAAUACAAGAUCUUUUUAUUUUUUACUACCUGAAACUUGUACAAUCAUUACAAAUGGAGUUUUCUUGGUAUGGUGCUUGGAUGUUUUAAGCAUCAUAUUAAUAAUCCUACUACUAUAUGUGUGCAUUUAUUGUGUUUUUUUUUAAUUUAUUUUGCAGUUUCACAUAUACCAAGGUUAGCUUAAUACAGUGAAUGUUCAGGGUUAUGUGCAAUGACUGAUGAAUAAUAUAUGAUUACUCAGAAGGAAAAUAUCAGAGCUGCUUCAAUUAAAAAGGUUUGUCCAAAUUAC
Gadus morhua (Atlantic cod) is the source of this 5385-nucleotide messenger RNA. RefSeq names its product striatin interacting protein 2 (gene strip2). Lineage: Eukaryota; Metazoa; Chordata; Actinopteri; Gadiformes; Gadidae. Bases 108 to 2549 code for a protein of 813 amino acids. Gene Ontology annotation, biological process: cytoskeleton organization. The record is from RefSeq and is a predicted model, not a curated record. The transcript is spliced from 22 exons. Gene Ontology annotation, cellular component: cytosol.